Didymella exigua CBS 183.55 is the source of this 312-nucleotide messenger RNA. RefSeq lists its product as uncharacterized. The record is from RefSeq and is a predicted model, not a curated record. The transcript has a single exon. The coding region runs from base 1 to 312 and encodes 103 amino acids. NCBI's taxonomy places the organism in Eukaryota, Fungi, Ascomycota, Dothideomycetes, Pleosporales, Didymellaceae.
AUGCGAAUUAUACAAUCAAUACAAAACGCUACUCCAAGCACAGAAGAAGAAAAACUGCAGGACUACUAUUUCUGCCCCUGGAACAAGACUAUAUUAUACACAGCAGAGAUCUCUAAACUCUCUAAAGAAGAAGAAGCAGAGCAACACAAAACGCAAAUGCUACAGAGACUAGGAGACAACCUACUUGCUAUCUAUACAGACGCCUCUUCUAUUAAGAAAGGCACAGGAAUAGGAAUAGGAGUUACUGCUCUAGACUAUAAACAGCAGGCUAAGGAGAUCUACUCUACUAAAUAUAAUAUUAGCAAAGGCUAG